UUUUUCAACGCACAGGUUCCGGCUGCGAGGAUAUAACAAGCAGCUGGCGCAGUUUGGGUCUCUGACACGGCGGGAAAUCCAGAGACCUAGGAAAACAGUGUGGCUGUCGUCGUCUUUUCCUCCUUUUUCUCCCUACCCCCCCGUUGUUCCCGAGAUGGUACCGUCCACGGCAGGGCGCCUGCGUGUCAAGUCACGGGCGGAGCCUGUCUGCGUGUGACUCAGGCGAGGAGGAACGGCGUCGGCUGCCAUUUUGAGGGGAUUCGGAGCUGACGGCUGGUCCUGUUUUCGCCUCUUCCCGCGUCAUUCGGCCCGUGAGAUUCCUCCGCGCUAUCCGUCGCUUGAGAGGGGACCGGCGGGGGGGACUUCGGUCGCUCUCUUGCCUUUUGCCCUUUUCUUAGUAGGAGCCUGUAGUUCAGGGACGUCCCGGCCCGGCCUCGCUUCGCCGCCGCUGCCACCGCCUCCUCCUCCUCCUCUCGUCCUUCCUGUUCCUCCUCCUCCUUCCUCCGCCGCCACCAUUUGCCCUCCCCCGGCGGCUCCGGGGCGCCGAGCUUAGGCUAUGGGGACCAGGCUGCUGGGGCUGAGCAGCGGCAGAGCGGGCGGCCCGGUCGUCGUGAACAGCGCAGCGGGGAUGGGGGAGCUCGGCGGCUUCUUGGUGGCUUUAUCUUGACAUGGCUCCUGCCCGUGCUGCUAGCAGCGCCGCCGCCACCGCCUCCACUGCUCCGCCCGCGCCCGCCGGCUGCGGGUAGCGAGCCGGUCCACCCCGUGGUCUCCGGGUCCGGUCCGGUCUUUCUUGUUGCCCGAGCCUCUCGGCUGGGGCUCAAAAAAGAGGGGGAAGGGAAACGCCUUAUUUUGUUUUUUUAUGAGCGAAGGUUGAAGUGUGUGGGGAAGGAAGGGGGGUCUUUUUGGAAACCACAACUAAACCUGACCCAGACAACUGCGAGCAGGGAAGGGUGGGUUAAUCUCCCUCCCUCUCUUUAAUUUUUUGAACUCCAGUGUUUGUCCGCAAACACAUUUCUCCCCCCCUCCCUUUUCCAUUCGUUGUUGUUUACAACGCGGAAAACCUAUCGGUGGGAACCCAUGUUUUGCCAUUGAGACCUCUUGGCGUGUCCUUUUUUUUUUCUCCCCUUCCUCCCCCCUCCCCCCCUUUCUCUCUUUUUGUUGACGAGCCCGAGUCGAUCGAUGCCUAGAAGAGAGGCCAUGAGGGCAAGUGUGGAUUCUGGGCCGUAGACUUGAGUGCCUCUCCCGCCCCCACGGCGCUGAGCCCGGCCCGCCCUGCCCUGCCCGCUCCCCUCUCGAGCAAAAAAGGGCAGAAGCAGCCCGCCAGAAGGCCGGUCGCGCCAGCCAUGCCCAGCCCCAAUUAAAACCGCGCUCCUUGCGGUGUCAAGCGGCAGAGGGAGGAGGAUUUUCCUCGCUCUAUCCGUGGAUAGACGGAGGGAAGGAACACUUGUUUGGGGAUAGCGGUCUGUCUCCCGUCCCGGGGGGUGGGGAGAGAGCUAAAUUGAAAGAUCGCCUUGGGAUCCAAAGCAUUCUGGAUCCUAAGAGAGUGCCCCUUAGCUUCCUUUCUCGCCCUUUUAUUAAUGGCCAUCAUGAUCCCUCUCCUUUCUAACAGACGUAGCCUCAGGGCGGCCAUGUGCCUGAUGAUGAGCAGGAUGAAGUUAGAAAUGACUCUGCUGUUUUCCAAACUCCUUGCUCCUCUGCAAACCAGCACCUUGUUGUCUGUGGUUGAUUUUGUUGUUGGUAGGGAAACGACUUACCUCCCAGGACGUCCACUCCUGUUCUGCAAUCCCUUCUUUGCUUUCUACCAAGUCUAAUAAUUCUCUUUAAAAAAAUUAAGCCAGUCAGCAUAGCAAUAGCAGAAAUCUUGAUAAUAAUCAGCAGAGUCAUGAAUCUGGGUGGAUUAGAACACUGUUUUUAAUUUCAGUUUUUGUUUGGAUUUGGGGGUUUGAGGGAAGGAAACAACGCCCAAAUGGAUUGGGUCCAUGCCCACUGUUGCUUUUUUUUAUGCACACAAAUUGUGAUAAGAUUUUUUGUCCAUUCUUGCCCAUUUAUUCCUGUGGUUUAAACUGUGUAUAUCAGUGUAUUUUCUUCAAAUUUCUUUGGGCUUUAAUAAUACUGCACAAACUUUGUCCAAUGAUGGUUGGACUACUUAUUUUGUUUUAUGACCCCUCUAAUAAGACAGUCUUGUAAAACAAUUGCCUGAGGUGCAUUUUAGGGUUAUGCCUGUGUUUUACUGAUUCAGUGGCAUGACCAGGAAUAAAAUGACUUGUUUCUGUUGUACUUGAGUCUUAUGAAAAAAGGGCCCAUAGUUAGUGACAGUUUCUAAAGGCUUUAGUACCAUCUGUAUUACAAAAUGGGGGACCCAAACUCCCGGAAGAAACAAGCUCUGAACAGACUUCGUGCUCAGCUUAAAAAGAAAAAAGAAUCUCUAGCUGACCAGUUUGAUUUCAAGAUGUAUAUUGCCUUUGUAUUCAAAGACAAGAGGAAAAAGUCAGCACUCUUUGAAGUGUCUGAAGUGAUACCAGUCAUGACAAAUAAUUAUGAAGAAAAUAUCCUGAAAGGUGUGCGGGAUUCCAGCUAUUCCUUGGAAAGUUCCAUAGAGCUUCUACAAAAGGAUGUGGUACAGCUGCAUGCACCCCGCUAUCAGUCUAUGCGCAGGGAUGUGAUUGGCUGUACACAAGAGAUGGACUUUAUACUUUGGCCUCGGAACGAUAUUGAGAAGAUAGUCUGUCUUCUGUUUUCUAGGUGGAAGGGAUCCGAUGAUGAGCCCUUUAGGCCUGUUCAGGCCAGGUUUGAAUUUCAUCAUGGUGACUAUGAAAAACAGUUUCUGCAUGUACUGAGCCGAAAGGACAAGACUGGAAUUGUUAUCAACAACCCUAACCAGUCAGUGUUUCUCUUCAUUGACAGACAGCACUUGCAGACUCCAAAAAACAAAGCUACAAUCUUCAAGUUAUGCAGCAUCUGCCUGUAUCUGCCACAGGAGCAGCUCACCCACUGGGCGGUUGGUACCGUAGAGGAGCACCUCCGUCCUUACAUGCCAGAAUAGGGUACUGGCCAGCAAAAUGGGGAAGAUCACAGAAUGCAGGAGUGUGUUUUUUCACUUUUCUCGCCAUUUAUUCUUUCGGAAUAGAAGAAAAUGGACAUAUGUUCAGAACACUAUCCAUCGUGGAACUUGAUCAUCCUGGAUUAUUUUUUUUUAAAUCAUUUGUAUCUCAGAACUUAAAUUUUUUUAGAUGUUUUCUGCAUGGACCUUGUGAAAGAGAAUGCUCUGCAUAUUUCUGCAUUGCAUGAGCAUCCUACCAAAAUGUGAAAUGAAGGGACUGAUACACACUGAAAGAAAUGUAUCUGAGAGCACAAAGUGAUCAUUUUAUGGUGGUGUUCCCAUUUGUGCUGGUCAUGUCCCCCAAUAUCAGAUUGCAUAGGGUGAGAAGUGAAUGUAAUGGUCUAAGAGCCUUAUAAGCUUUGCUGUUCACAUGAUUGUAUCACAGCUGUGUCAGAUUCAUUCUGAUAAAUAGGUUUAUGGCUUGUUACAGUGGAUGGAUAACCAUGGGAAAGAAAUCUUUUAAGGAAAAAAAAAGCAUCUCAUUUGGUGUAGGCAUUAUUUGCCUCUCUUAUUUUGCUUGGCCAUGUUUGAGUUUACUGGCAUUCUCAUGUUUGGAUCUCUUUCCCCAGUUUGCUGUAUAAUUAAAUAGAGUGUUCUGUUGAGUUGAAUACAUUUUUACAGACCUGGAGUCUGGAGAAGCCUAAAGCAGCAAAAUUGAAAAUAACAGCUGCAGAAACAUGUUGGCAGAGGAUUAUUUCUUUCUGAGAGUUGACUUGUAAACUUGCUGGUGAACUGUGUAGGAAAUGCUGGUUUCUAAAACAUUUCUUACGGGAAAACCCUCUGAGGUUCUGUUUUGGGGAGGGGGGAGGAAUAACAUUUCUAAAGCAGUUGUGGAUUUAAUUGUAAAAUAUUGUUUGGAGUGUCAAAGUUGGUUUUGACAGAACAUAUUUUGUUUAAGAUUGUGCAAUGAGUAUAAGGAAGACUACUGUAUAGUUUUGGCAAAGAAUGUUUUGCCUGAGGGUUGAGUGAUUUUACUGAAGCAAAUCUGUAUAAGCCUACUCCCUUGGGUAAAUCUAGUGCUUAUCUGUUUAAAAUUUGUAUUUAGCUUUGGUUUGGAAUUGGAAAAAAAUGGAAAUAAACAAAUUUAGUUGAACAAUGA
Pogona vitticeps (central bearded dragon) is the source of this 4199-nucleotide messenger RNA. It is a transcript of the gene C4H6orf62, whose product is annotated as chromosome 4 C6orf62 homolog. Lineage: Eukaryota; Metazoa; Chordata; Lepidosauria; Squamata; Agamidae. The record is from RefSeq and is a predicted model, not a curated record.